AUGGCCCGCCUAUCGUCGGUAAGACGGAGAUGGGGACAGUUGCGGCCACCUGGUGAGAAUGUCGGUAAGGAGGUGAGCGUAUCAGCUGGGUCCGUGGCGGCGCGCCGGCGCCUUGGGAAGUGGAUUGCAAAUCAGCAAAGCUCUAGGGGGGCCCGCCUUGUUCAUGGUUGGCUUGGAUUGCCCUGGUGGCACGAUAUCGGGUCCAUGAUUCGAGGUGGAAUUCGCCAAAUUCACUCGUAUGCUCCUGCUGCUAUUGCUGCUCCUGAUGCUUUCACAAGGUAA
Messenger RNA from Penicillium macrosclerotiorum, 282 nucleotides. RefSeq lists its product as uncharacterized. The coding region runs from base 1 to 282 and encodes 93 amino acids. The transcript has a single exon. The record is from RefSeq and is a predicted model, not a curated record. Lineage: Eukaryota; Fungi; Ascomycota; Eurotiomycetes; Eurotiales; Aspergillaceae.